Molecule: messenger RNA, 8608 nt
Organism: Caenorhabditis auriculariae
Lineage: Eukaryota; Metazoa; Nematoda; Chromadorea; Rhabditida; Rhabditidae
Source: the annotation of a GenBank genome assembly
AUGAUGCGUGAAGUACUGGUGAUCGAUUUUUCGAUUCUUUUCAUUAUUUUUUGGGGAAUUUGUUGCCCUUAUUUAUCCGAUAUCCCACCGAACAUGGCUGAAUACUUCACUGUGAUUUGACUUUUUUCGAAGCUCGGUUCCACGUUUUAUUCUCAUUUUUUGAUAGACACCAUGCAAUAUUCGAGUCGAAAGUAUUGUUUUAAUGCACGCUCAAUCCCGAUUGUUACUAUUCUUUCCUUUUCAUCAGUGAAUCGAGUGAUAUAAAUGUUUUUCUCUGAAAAUUAUUUCUUAUUUUUGAAGGCUAUUGUUUGAAGGGCAAAAUGGAAUAUCUGAAAAGUUACAGUUUGUUCAGAAAAAGUUUGAAGCUAUUUAAAGGCACAGGCGAAGUCUUAUAAAAUUCGUUGCGGGACCUUUUUUUGUCGCGCUUUUUCAGGCUUCACCAUGCGCCUUUAAAAACGCUUCAAUAUUUUUUUAAAUAUUUAUAUUUUAUAAAAAAAUUAUGUAAUACUAAAAAGUCAUAUUGGCUUGAAACUCCUUGGCUGCAUUUGGAAUGGCUUUAGGAAUCAUAAAUUAAAGUUAUUCAAUUAAAUAUUUUUUUAAAAAGACGCUUCGAGCCAUUCUAAAUGCGACCAAAAAAAGUUUCGCGAUGAAGUUUUUUUGUGAUAUCACUAUUAAUUGAUUUUUUUCAACUUCAAUUUUUUUGAAGAAAUGUCAGCAGCGGGUGAAAAAAAUCGUCCUCACCGCACAGGACGUGACUCCGGCCAGUGGUUUGUUAUUUUAUUUUAUUUUUUUUUCCGAUUUUUCUUUUUUUUUGUACAAAUUUUUUUAUACUUUUUUUGAGGGAGUUUCUAAGAAAGCAGAGAGUUGAUCUUUUGAAACAAAAAAAUCAAUAAAAAUUAAGCUGUUUUUUGGUUUUUAUAAGGCUUAUGCUUCUUCAACUCCCUUUCUUUGAAACUCUAGAAAGGUUCCCCUCUAGGGACCACCUUAUUUUCCCCUAUAGGGAUCAUUUUUGCAAGCUUUAACGCCCCUGUAGGAUUUAAGUUAGUGGUCCCUCAAGGGUUUUUAUUCAUCAAUAUAUUGGCGUUAUUUGAGAAAAAAUUAUGGACAGGAAACAAAAUUUUGACUUUUCAACUUUAGAACCAUGACAAAAAAUUCAAAAGACCUCUAUAAGGACCACUUAAGCUUCAGAACCUCAAGGAUCAGGCCUCGAACCCCUAUAGGAACCACCUUAGUUUGACUCCCCUAGGGACCGCUAUUCUGUCCCUUAUAAUGACUGUUUUAUUCCAUACCCCUCUAGGGACCACUCUGGGUUUUCUAAGUCAGUGAACAAUAAGAUAUAGCUCUUAAAAUUUUAAUUUAAGGUGCCGAAAAACCCCUGAAAUGGAAACAAUACCUGAAACUGAAGAGAAGAAAAGACGGUCCAAAGAAAAUUGGGACGAAAAAGGCGAUUGGCGGCGAAAAGAAGAAGAAGAAAUUGAACAAAAAAGGAAAGAAAUCGGGUCUCACUGCUGCGCAAAUCGAACGACAUGAUACUGGUAGGAGAAAAUCCGUAUUUCAGCGAGAAAUUAAAAAAAAAAAUAGGAGCCUCGAACAUUGAUCCGACCUCGAUGCGAGGCGGAAAACUUCAAGUGAAACGGUUCGAAAAGCUCAAGGAAAAGUUCGAGAAACGCGUCGAGUUGACCGCCAAGGCUGAGAGACGGCUCAGAGAAGUGGUUCGUUUCUUCUUCGGCUUUUUUUCUAAAGUAUCAUUUCCUAUGUAUCACAGGCCGUGUCCAACAGAAUGGGAAAUCACUAAAACGUUAAAAGUUAAUUUUAAAUAUUUCAGUGAAUCCGGAAAAUGGAGAGAUUGUCAAGAAAAAGGUUCCUCAAACGUUUUUUUUAAAAAAAAUAUCUUCUAAGGGUCCCAAAAAGAUUUGUUCAAUGUAGCAUCCUUUUCACAUCCUUUAUUAACAAGAUGCUGGAAAUUGAACUAGAAAGGGUUCUAGGAGGUUCAAAAAAGCUAUGAAAAAAGAGCUCAAAAGGCUUUUUCCUGUCAUUUUAGCAGCUUUUAGCGGGCCCUUUUCAGCUCUUUUUGAGGAUCCUCGAAGAAAAUUUUCCGUUUCUAUAUCUGGGAAAAGCUGAAGUGGGCCCUAAAGGGAGUUCGAGAUUUUUUGGAGGGUCCUUUAUGGGGGCACAAAAAGCUUUUUUGAAUACUACCGUAGGGCUUUUUUUCUUUCCCUAUAGUACCCACUCCAGCUUUUCGCAGAUGGUUUUUUGAAACAUAGAAAUUGACCAUUUUGUAGGAAAUCUUAUCCAUCUGAUCCCAAAAAAUGUGAAAAAUAUUUUCCACGAUUUUCCUAGAAAUAUAAUUUUUUUAACUUUUUAACUUUAUUUUUUUUGAUUUUUUUCCAUGAUUUGAAAAAAAGGUUGAAGAUUAUAUUUUAAACGAAAACUCUGAAUUUGAAAUCACUGAGAAAAACGGAUUUUUAUUUAAACUUUUCGGGAAUAAUUUUUUUGGAAGUUUUAUAAAUAAGAACAAUUUUUACCAGAUUUUUCCCAUUUUUUUGUCAUUGAUUUCAAGGUCACAUGAUCAUAUUUUCCAAUGAUUUGAAGUUUUUUUGAUAGCUGAAUACAAAUAUUCAGAACCUAUUUUAAAAAGUUCAUGAAGAGAAAAAGUGCAAAAAAAGCGAAAUUUUGACCGCUACGCGAGCCGCGACGCGACGCUGUCUUUUUUCAUUUUUCUACUUUUUUUCUCCAGGAAGGGUUAUAUUGCGCCGACCGACGAGGAACCUUCAUAUAAUCUCCGACAAUCGCAAAUCGCCGACGAAGUUGAUUUGGCCUCGAAAGCCAAGGUUUUUUCAUAUUUUAAGCGAGAUUUUGAUCAUUUUUUGCAGUUCUUCGAGCUGAAAUUACCCCAAUUUGGUCCUUAUCACAUUGAUUACACGGAGAAUGGACGGUUUGUUGGUUUUUUUUAAAGAGAUUUUCGCAAGAAUUCACUAAUUUAUUGAAGUUUUGAAGUUUAUUUUUCUGGAUUUUUUCAGAAAAAUACAUUUUUUGCUUCAGGCAUUUACUAUUGGGAGGACGACGCGGUCACGUGGCGGCCUUGGAUUGGCAGACAAAGUCGCUCCAUUGCGAAACCAACGUCAUGGAGACGGUCAAAGAUGUCAAGUUCGUCUUAAAUAUCUUUCAUUGGAGUUUGAAAAAAAGAACACGAAAUAGAGUUUUUUUGAUAUCAAAAAAAGUUUUACUAAGCUUCAAGAAUGUUUAUUUAAAAAUAUUUAAAAAGGUAAAUUAUGAUAAGUUUCAUUUUCUAAAAUUGGAAAUUUUGAAAAAAAUCUAUCUUGAAAAACCGAAUUUUAGGAGAAUUGGAAUAUUUUUGGGUCGAAAAAAAGAGGAAAAAAAUAAAUUUCUGAAGGAUUCAUUUGAGCUGAAAAAAAAUUUUAUUUUUGAUGGGAGUCAUAAAAAAUUGUCGAAAAAGAUAUAUGAACAAGGCGGUCGCAAAAAAAUAAAUUCUCGAAGGCCUGAAAUGGGCGCUUUAGUAGAAGUUUUGAUGGUUUUUAAAAAAUUUUCGAAAUGAAGAUCAAUUUUUUUUUUCCGAAAGGGUUACAGGAGUGAAGAUUAGAAGUAGAACAAUAAAUUUCUUCUUUUAAACCAUUUUGAACACGUUAAAGUGUGAAAGUUCAAUCAUGCUAGUUAGAUUUAUUUGAUUGUUUUGAUGUUUUACUUUUUUUGGAAGAUUAGUUUUCGAGGCCCUUUUUUUUCCAGGUUUGUUCAAAAAAAUGGAAAAAAAUAAAAUUAAUAUUUUCUGAAAACGAAAAAAACAUACUAAAUAUUUAAUUUAAAAAGAAAAAAAUGGUUGACUAAAAAAAUGAUACAGAGCAAAAAAGCUUCAUUUAUUGAUCUUUUGGUUAUUCGGGCAAAACGGGAAAGUCUAGGACUUCCAAAAGACUCGAAAAACUUCUCAAAUAAAGAAAAAGAGAAGUUCUCCAGGUACCUCCACACGGAGAACUUCAUGGCGGUGGCCCAGAAGCACUACACGUACGUCUACGACAACGUCGGCACGGAACUGCACUGCUUGAAGUCGUUGUACGACAUCGUCAAGCUCGAAUUCCUUCCCCACCACUUUUUGCUCGUUGGAACUGUAUGAAAUCCUCACGAAACCUCCUUGAAAUGAUCAUGUUCAAGGCGCGGAACUCGUUCAUCUACUGGCUGGACGUCUCCGUCGGAAAGAUGGUGAUGAACUUCCCGACCAAAUGCGGACCCCUCAAUGUGAUGUGCAAGAACCCGGCGAACGCCAUCAUUCACACAGGACAGACGGAUGGAACUGUCGCCUUGUGGUUGGUUUUUUGUAGUCGGAGAGACCUUUUCAGCUUUUUUGAACUUUGAAGAGCAAAUUUUUGAAAAAAAUUUUGAAAAAAUGGUCAAUCACUACCUUUUUUUUUUUUUUAGCUGUUGCUCAUUUUUUUCAAAAAAAGGGUUUUGCUUGGAAAAAAAUUAUCAGGGGAAAUAUUUCGAAAAAAAGAAAAAAAUCUGAGAAAAAAAUCCAAAAAAAGCAAAUAUUUUUUUUAGAAAAAAAUGACCCAAAAAAAGAGCCGAAAAUGUAGAAUUUUUUUGAAAAAAAUGUUCCCAGCGUUUUUGCUGUAUUGAUUUUUUUAUUUGUGGAAAAAAAUACUAAUUUAACGAAAAAAAUUUAGAAUCUUAUUUUUGAAUCCAAUUUAUGCUGAUAAGAAAAAGCUUCAGGAAGUUUUUUUCAAUUUAAAAAUUUUGAUCUUUCAAUUUUUCAAGCCACGCUGAAUUCGGGAGCACUUGUGGUUCACAGGCAAAAUUUGACACAAAUGAUACAAUUUUGAAGUUUUUUUGAAGGAAAUAGCUUAAAAUAAGAAAGUUCUUACAUUUUCCAUAAAAUUUUGCAACACCUCUUUUUUCCACUAUUUCAUAUUUUGUGACCUUUUUUCUAUUUCAUUGAAUCUAUCUUCAAAGCUCAAAAAAAUUUUUCUACUAAGAAAAUAUUUGCAUUUUAAAAAGCAGCCUCUUCAAGGUCCCCGAACGCCAAAGAACCCUUGGUGAAGAUGUUGGCGCAUAAAAGUGCCAUCAAAGGAAUUGCGGUAGAUGAACAGGGCAAGUACAUGAUCACGACGGGGCUCGACAAGAAGUGCAGGUUUUCAUGGCUUCUUCGCUUCUCUGAAAGAAGAUGUGGCACUUCAGAGUGUGGGACGUGAGGAUGUACCGACAACUGCACGCCUACGCGAUGCCGUUCGGCGUCGCCGAUGUCGCGAUAUCGCAGAAAAACACGAUCGCCUGCUCUGUUGGAAAUUAUGUUCAGGUAAGGGGGAUCUGCUCGAAAAUUCAUGAUUUAGACGCCUCGUGAUCUUUUGAAAAUUAUUAAAAGGACGGUUUGAAAAAGAAUGUCUUUUGUGCUGCAAAAUUGAUGCUUUUUACGUCAGCUAAAUCACAUCUUUUCAAAAAAUCCAAAGACCGGGAAUCGUCUUUUCUAGUGAUUUCAUUUGUACAGCAUGCGCGAAUUUCCUGACUUUAUUUUGAAUUCCUGCCUGAUAUUUUUAUCCUUUUCUUGAAAAAAUUAGAAAGUUUAGCAUAUUGAUACUCUAGAAAUCUUGGUAUGAUAUUUAUCAUGGAUUAUACAGGCCAAUUUCCCAGAAAUUCCCAAGCAAACAGUGAAAUUGCCCUCUUUGUGAAGGUUCACCCUGAAAAGUUUGAAUAGGUUUCAUAAACUGGAGAAUGAACAAAUUUUGCUAGGUGUUCAAAGACACGACGACGGGCCACUGCAAGGAGCCGUUCUUGGUCCACAACUGCGGCGGCGCGGUCACGGACCUCAAGUUCGUCCCCUGGGAAGACGUCCUCGGCGUCGGCCACGAGAACGGCUUCACCAGCAUGCUCGUUCCGGGUUCGAGCGUCUUCAAAGAGACUGAAAACGUGGUAAACGGCCUUCAGGCUCCGGAGAAGCCAACGUCGACAUGCUCCGGUCGAACCCCUACGAAACCAAGUCGCAGCGUCGCGAGCGCGAAGUCAAGCAGCUCCUCGACAAGGCGAGUUUCUUUUUCGUGAUGAGUCAGAGAUUCGUGGAGAUUCGUUCCGCGAAAAUAUUAAUCCGAGUUCAUUUUUCUCUUGACUUUUCAAAAAUAUACUCUGGCUUCCUUUCAGUUUUUUUCCAAUAUUUAAGUGUAAAAUAAUCAUUCGGUGAAUAAAAAGUACAAAAAUGUCAUUUGAAACUUCGGGACGCGCCGUAACGCAACAGGUUGUGUGCCUGUCUACGGUCCACAGGGUCACAAGUUCGAUCCCCGCCUCGACCCAACCAAGGGGUUUGAGAAAUGUUGGUAGUGGGAAGCCACGGCUUCAUAAUCCUCAGCCGUCAUACACAAGGACGGAUAUGUCACUAGAGCCAGUCCACUGAUAAAGAAAUAUCGGACCUCGGCUAAUCGACUUGGGGCGCCGACGCCGCUCAAGCGGUACAAAGGCGUAGGAAAAAGAAGAAGAACGUCAACUUCAAAACUUUUAUUCAAUCUUCAGAGAAGAUUCCUCUGCUGAAUCAUGGCAUAAUUGAAGAGUUUGACGAUUCCCGAAAAUGUCGUUGAUCUGGAACGGCGCGUAGAGCAUCUCCCUUUUCUUGUGCUAGUAGUAGACGACUUUCGAGCGCUCCGGCGAUCACUGCUUCUCCAUGUAGAAACAGUACGUCGCCCAGCUUGUCCAGGGCUAGAGAACGUCGGAUUAAAUCUCAGACGAGAGCGGAAAUGAAGACCGACCACUCGGGUGGUAGAAAUGAGAUAAUUGAGUGUUUCAAAAAAAAAAAAAAAAUGACGCUAAAAUCCAAAAAAUCGUGUUUAUUUGAGACUGAGGAAUUCGGCGUUCCGCAAAAAAAAUUAUUAUCACGAAUUCUCCAUUUAAAAACUUCAGUUCUGCCAAUCUUUUAUGUGAUCCCUAUCAAUUUCACUUGGGUCUAAAGCUUAAAAAAUAAUAUAAGGCAAUUUCAAAUCAACCGACUCUUAGAGGAAUAGAUGAAAGAAACUCGUUAAGAUUUUCUCGUUUCCUGAAAUUUUAUUCGAAAUUUUAAUUUGAUUAUAUGAUAAAACAAUCGCUUGAAAAAUCGUUGAAAGUUUUGCCGUAGUUGGCAAAAAACGACGUGAAAGUGUGUUCCACGCGUCUUGCCUCUCAAAAAAAAUCUUGGAUACUGGGACCUCCAUUUUAGUUUCAUUUUUUCAGCUCCAACCGGAACUCAUUUGCCUCGAUCCCAACGACAUCAACAGGGUCAAUGAAGGUUGGCUGAAGUCUUGAGAGCUUUAAAUCGAAAAACUCUGAUUUUCAGACCUUUUGGAGCAGGAAAUGGAGGAACGGAAGAAGAUUCUGUACGUUCGACCUGUAGAAGUCCAGUACACGCCGAAGCACAAGAUGCGCGGACGAGGCGUUGGAACUCAUAAGGUAAAAAUGUUGAAAUAUUGAGAGAAAACGAUUCAUAUCCAUAUACAUUGGUUACCUUUUCCGCCGUCCAACUUUUCCUUGAUUUAAUUAUUAUUUAUCUGCCUGAGGUUAAAACUAGGUUUUAAAGGGACCAACACUACUUACCUGAACUUUAAAACCGUUUUUACUCAUUAUUUCGGUAAAUUUUCGUAAGUGGACCCCUUCUCCUAGACUAAUUAGGCUCCUAUGAAGAGAAUAAUGAUUAAUAAGAAAUGAAACAGGUAAAAUGGUGGAUAAUGGCCGCUAAAAGGGAGAGACUCAAAAAAGGCCGCAAAAAGGCAGCAAAGAAACUCUCUUUAUCGAAUCUUCCAUUUUUCUGGGAUUUUAAAGUGUCAAGAAAUGAUGAAGAAAGGCAGCAAAAAUGGUGCAGAAGGGCUGUGAAAAGGCGCAAAAAGGCAGCAAAAAGGGAGGCUUCAUCACCCUAAAAGGAACAUUUAUAUGGAACCUUUAUGGACCCUCGGAGGGUCCUUCCGACUUUGCCUAUGAAGAGCCCACCGUGGGUCCAUGAGGGCUGCUGGAAGGCUCCAUAGAAAUUUUCCUUUUAGAGUGACGAAGGCUCCUUUUUUGCUGCCUUUUUAACGGCAUUUAUGCACCCUUUUUGCUGCCUCUCCCUUUUUCCACUACCCUCGAGCCUCGUGCUAUGAAAGUCUUUCAGAAACUUUCUCGGGAUUUCUUUUCGAAUCAUCAAUUAGUCAAUAAUUUAUGUUGUUUUUUCAUAGAUGUGAGCGGCUAGGCUGGUGAAAAAAAAAACUUUUGAAGUUAUAACGAACAACCCCUUUGGCGAACUAAAAGGUCUAGCGUGUAGUCGAAAGAGUUGAAAGCAUGGUCUCACGGUCGUCUGCCUCGUUCUUCUGCGCGUAGUCCAUCCAAGAGCGCCUUGACGAGCUCAGAAUGUAGCGGAUCUUGUAGCUGGAGCCCGGAGACUUAGGUGGAAGCCUCGAAAUGAGAGCAGUCACUUCGAGUGGCAAUUUUAGACGGAAUUUCAUUCUUCAAAACGGAUAUUUAGGAGUCGAGGAAACAGGUUGUGAAGGAGAAGAUCCGCGUGGAGCACAACAAGGAGAAGGAGCAACUGGAACGGGAGCUGUCGUUGCGCGGAAAGAAGGAAACGGAAGAUGAUCGUCCGAAACACGUCCUCGACCGCUUCAGGAAGAAGAACUGA